Halichondria panicea is the source of this 3053-nucleotide messenger RNA. RefSeq lists its product as uncharacterized. Gene Ontology annotation, molecular function: DNA helicase activity. The record is from RefSeq and is a predicted model, not a curated record. The transcript has a single exon. Gene Ontology annotation, biological process: telomere maintenance; DNA repair. Bases 96 to 3053 code for a protein of 985 amino acids. Lineage: Eukaryota; Metazoa; Porifera; Demospongiae; Suberitida; Halichondriidae.
UACAUUGGUGGGGGGGGAGGAAGUACAUUAAAAGAUGUAGAUUCAACUUUCCCAGAGAGGCAACGUCCACGGCCUCUCUACACCCUCUAGGUGCAAUGAGGCGACGAGUGUACGAUCUUCCCAGAAAAUUUGAGGAAGCUAGAAUCAACGAUUACAAUCCCUUGCUGCUGUACCUAUGGAAAGCCAAUGUAGACGUCCAGUACAUAGCCGAAACCAGCAUGGCGCUCACUGGUUACAUUACGGCGUACGUCACAAAAGCAGAGAAAAGCGCCAUGCAAAGCAAUUUUGAGGACCUGUCUAGCUCGGGCACCCUCUACGGUAAAAUGUGGAAGUUUACAAAAGAAUGUCUAAAAAACAGAGAAUCGGGCACGUACGAGGUAGGUGACAACCUCAGAGGUGACCCCCUGAACGAGAAAUCAAACACGGUUCAGUACGUCAACGCCAAACUACCAACCAAACGCAAUAGAAAGCUGAAAACCUAUGCUGAGCUAAAAAGAAUGAAACCCAACAGCACUGACAUGUUCACCCCUAGUCUAAUAGACGUGCACUAUCCAAACAGGCCAGACAGACUGUCCUCCAUGUGCUUGCACGACUUUGUUGCACACAUUGACUGGUACGGAGACGGGGCGGGUGAGAAAACGUACAGGAGGCUGGUCAAACCUCGUGUAAUCCGUAACCCCAAGUACAAGACCAGCCAAAAAGAGCAGGAGCAAGCCGGUCUCCUCCUGCUCUUUGUCCCGUACACUGACGAGAGUGACCUCCUCGAAGACGGAGAGACACCUAAAACGUUGUUCGAGAGGAGGCAGAACAAAGGCCUCCUUAAUCACCACACCAAGCUCCAGAAGAUGCUGGAAUGUAACAGAAGAAUGAGAGAAAUCUCUGACACCAGAAAGCGGAAACGUCUAGAUCCUCCGAAAAAGGAGGACGAAAAAAAAGACGAUGACGACGACGAAGACGUCCUGCUCCAGGGUAUGGCUAAAUCACACUUGGAUCGCCACCUGGAGCUUGACCUAGACGUAGACCCCGUAACGCUGGACAAGAGACUGUCCAUGCUAAACGAAGACCAGUGCAGGGUUUACGAAAAAAUCAGUAGCCAUUUGUUGCACGAACGAGACCACGAAAACGGGGCCUGUAAAUGUUCGAACCUCAAACCGUUGCAAAUGUUUGUUAGUGGUGUGGGGGGAACGGGCAAGUCCUUACUCAUUCAAGCGCUCAGAGCGUUUGUCAAAGACACGUGGCCGGAUUUAGCCAAUGCCAGUGCAGUAGCCGCCCCGACGGGCCUAGCAGCUUGUAACGUAAACGGUGUGACCACCUACCAGCUCUUUCAGUUGCCCAUAGAGCACGACAGUAAAACUGCAUUGUACUGGGAGCUGCCCAAAGAAACACUCAAGUACCUCAGGCAGCAGUUAAAAAAUGUGAAGGUGUUCAUAAUUGACAAGGUGUCCAUGGUGUCCAGCUUUAACCUAACGUACAUACACCUGAGACUAGACGAGAUCUACGGUGGUAACGAGUGGUUUGGGGCUAGAACAAUGCUCUUUGUGGGAGACAUCCUCCAGCUACCACCCGUUACCGGUGCACCAGUGUUCCAAAACAUUCCCUCAAAAAUACUUUCGCUCAGAAUAGGUUGCAUAGGGUCCACAAACAUUUGGAAAAGCACUGUAGUGUACGACGAGCUGACCAUUAAUGAGAGACAAAAAGGGGACAAAUUGUACACGGACAUGCUCGACGGGGGAUUUCCUAGCAAACAGGCAAUCUCUCUCCUGACCCAACGCGUCUUUGAUGUGCCUGUGCUAGAAAAAUACGAGCAACUAAUACGCAAGGGUAAAAAACCCAUCUGUCUGUUCUCCACUAGAAAAGCGUGUGCAGAAGUCAACUCUGACCUUUUGAAAACUCUAGACAGCGAGGUAAUAGCACUGCGCUGUAAAGAUGUCAUAGACGAGAGUGCCUGCGCCGACUUGGAGUGGAACAAGAAGGCAGAAAACCGCCUAAAAGAAAUGAACAAAGACAGCAGCUUGACGGCUGGUCUGGAGGAAGUGCUCCUCCUGGCAGUCGGUGCUCGCGUGAUGUUGAGACGAAACCUGUCGACCGAAGACGGUCUUGUAAACGGAGCAAUAGGCACCGUUCUUGAAAUCACUAACAGGUACGUAAAUGUCAAAUUUGACCGAGUCGCGAAACCUUACAAAGUAACUAGAGUUUCUAACCGAUUUUGUGUCCUUAAAAAAUUCUACAUUUCAAGAAACCAAUUCCCUCUAAUAGUGGCUUAUGCAGUCACCAUACACAAAAGCCAAGGUCUCUCGCUCGACUGCGCCAUCAUUGACCUUUCUGACAGUGUGUUUGGUGAGGGCAUGGCGUAUGUGGCGUUGUCCAGAGUUAGAUCCAUAGACGGUGUACACCUGUCUUCCUUUACACCCGACUCCAUCAUGGCCUCUAGAACAUGCGUGGAGGAGUGUAACAGACUCAAGAGGGCGUUCAGGCCAGACUUAGCCAUGUACGAAUUGCCUAUUGCAAAAUCCCAAAAAAAGAGGAAAAUGACUGCUGGUGUUGUUGUCCCGCCAGCCAAACGGCAGUGUAAUAAGGCCAGUAAGGUUAGGAAAACGACUGCUGCUGCUGAUGUUGUCCCACCAGCCAAAAAGCAGUGUAAUAAGGCCAGUAAGGUUAGGAAAACGACCGCUGAUUUUGUUAUCCCGCCAGCCAAACGGCAGUGUAAAGUUGAAAGAAACGUCCCCAGUAAUGUUAGGAAACCUCCAGUUAAAAAGGCUGCUUGCCUAAUAGUCGACGAUCCCGAGAAUCUCGGUGAAAAAUUUCCUUUCAACCCUCUAGACAAGGUUGAACAGAAAUCAGUGUGUUCGCUGCUGCAAAUUCAGUACAACAGCAGAAAUACCGUCUCUGCUGGCGGACCAGACAUUGCCCUGACUCCGCCCGAUCUUAACUCCCUUAUCGACACGUUGGGGGAUGGAGCGUGCAUGUUCAGGGCAAUGUCUGUGAUCAUUACCGGCUAUGAAAGUCAACACCAUGUCAGACAAGCCAUUGUAAAGCAUAUGUGUGAUUUUUAA